Molecule: messenger RNA, 2718 nt
Organism: Adineta steineri
Lineage: Eukaryota; Metazoa; Rotifera; Eurotatoria; Adinetida; Adinetidae
Source: the annotation of a GenBank genome assembly
AUGGUAGUUACUAAUGCUAACAAUUGUAAUGAAAAUGUUCACACUGAAAAUAGCAAUGGACAACGACGUCAAUCAGUAUUAACUUCAUCGAAUCCAAGCAGCGAUAAGUUACCAAUUGAUUGUAUACUAGUCUAUCGAACAGACGAUGAUGAUAAAGAAUCUGAACGACGAAAAAAAUCUGAACUACGAAGAACAUUUGAAGAAUAUCUUCAUAAAAAACUAGGUCUUGUUGUCAAACGUAUACAAUCAAAUUCGGAAAAAAUUGGAUUUGUUAGAAUUCAUGCUCCAUUUGAAGUUCUCUUAGUUGCAGCUGAAAACAUACGAAUGAAAUUACCAAUUGAGAAAAUUGAAGAAGAGGAAGACGAUUUAUCAAUGACCCAGACUAAUCAAUCUACUUGGCGCAGUUUUACAAAAUGGUUGAAAGCACCAUUUCGUCUUGAUGAAUCGUUAAAACAUAAUGAUCCAGAUUAUUAUACUGCAAUAUAUUCAUCAGAGAUUGAGAAAUUUAAAAGUCUAUUUGAUACAUUGCGAGGUUCAGAAGAGUUAUAUUUUACAGCAACUGAACGAAGUAUAUUAACACAUGAAUUAUUAUCAAGAGCUGAUUUUGGUGACGAUGCUGAAGAUACACCAAAAAAAUUAUCAAAAAAUUCAAAACGAUAUGGUAUUGAUCAAUUAGUAGCAAAGAAAGCAUAUACAAGUUAUUUUCCUUUACAUGAAACUCUUGACGAUAAGGUUGACAAUAAAUUAAAUGAUCGAAAAAGAUUAAAAAAAUAUUGGGCAACAAUGCGGCAAUGGUAUAAAUUUCAACCAUUAUCUUUAAUUCGUUCAUACAUGGGUGAAAAAGUUGCAUUUUAUUUUGCUCUCUUUGGUUUUUAUAAUCAAAUGUUAAUUCUACCUGCACUUGUUGGUUUAAUUAUAUUUAUAUAUGGUAUAAGCACUGUCUUUUCAGAUAAACCAACAUCUGAUAUUUGUGGGACAUUUGGAAAUGAGACAAAUAUGUGUCCAAGAUGUGAUGAUACAUGUCCAUUCUGGUUACUUAAUCAGAGUUGUUUUUAUUCAAAAAUAUCCUAUGUAUUUGAUAAUGCAGCGACAGUUAUUUUUGCUAUAUUGAUGUCUCUAUGGGCCAGAUGGUUUAUUGAAUUUUGGAAGCGUCGGCAAGCAAUCUUACAAUAUGAAUGGGAUUCAAUUGAUUUUGAACAACAUCUUGAACCAAUACGACCAGAAUUUGAAAGUCAAGCGACGAAAAAAGGUGGACGACGUCUUAAUCCUGUAACUGAGAUAGAAGAACCAUAUAUUUCAACUCAAAAACGAAUACCAUUCUACAUAAUGGCAGCUAUUGUUGUUAUAAUUAUGAUGGCUAUUGUAUGUGCAACUGUUUUUGCAACAAUUGUAUAUCGUGUUCGUAUGGAUUACAUAUUAAAAAAAACAAGUGUUAGUUCAUAUUCAUCAAUAAUUAUAACUGUAACAAGUGCUAUUAUGAAUCUUAUAUGUUCUAUAAUAUUAUCAAAAUUUUAUUAUUGGAUUGCAAGAAAAUUAACUAAUCUUGAAUUUCAUAAAUAUCAAUCGACAUAUGAUGAUUCAUUAGUAAUCAAAAUUUAUUUAUUUCAAUUUGUUAAUUUCUAUUCAUCAUUAUUUUAUAUUGCUUUUUUUAAAGGAAGAUUUCUUGAAUAUCCAUCGAAAUAUGGUCUAUCAAAUUCAAGAGAUUUUACUGAACAGUGUGAUCCCGCAGGUUGUUUAGUUGAACUUUCUAUACAAUUUGUUAUCAUUAUGAUUGGUAAACAGAUUAUAAAUAAUAUAUUGGAAUUUUUUAAUGCAACAAGUCGUACUUUAAUGCGAUGUUCUAAAGGUCAUAAAUCAAAUGAACAAAAUCAAUGGGAAAUAGAUAGUCACCUAUUUGAUUUUAAAUCUGAUAUACUUAUUGAUGAAUAUCUUGAAUUAGUUAUUCAAUUCGGUUUUAUUACAUUAUUUGUUACUGCUUUUCCACUUGCACCGUUAUUUGCUCUGUUCAAUAAUCUUAUUGAAAUACGUUUAGAUGCAUGGAAAUUUUUAUCUAAAUAUAAACGACCUAUUCCAUUCAAAGCAUCUGAUAUUGGUAUAUGGGGUGAUAUCAUUUCAGGAAUAUCGUAUUUUGCUGUUCUAACUAAUGCAAUAGUAAUUGCUUGGACAUCAGAAUUUAUUCCAAAAAUGGCAUAUCGUUCACUCAAAUCCACAGGAGGAAGUCUUGAUGGUUAUGUAAAUUGGACACUAUCAUCAUUUCCUAUUUCUGCUUACAAUGUAAGUGGUCACUUUCCACUUGAUCUGCCAACAAAUGCGCAAUUCUGUCGUUAUCGUGAUUUUCGUUCAGAAGAUGGACCACUGUAUUCUCAAACAUCGGAAUAUUGGAAUGUAACAGCUGCUCGACUUGCAUUUAUUAUUGUUUUUGAACACGUUAUUUUUUUUAUUAUUUAUUUAAUGGAUUGGCUUGUACCAGAUGUACCAAAAUCAAUUCAAAAUAAGAUUAAUCAUGAACGUUAUAUUGAUCAACGAGAACGUUGGGCAAGUAAAUUAAGUGAAGAUCAUUUAAAACAUGCUGUCGAAAUAUCCGACGGAUUGAGAGGCGAGUUCAAGAUUCCAAAUGCAAUUGCUGAGAUUCUUGUUAAUGAAACUGAUACUAAUUUGAAUCAUCGACCAAGAAGCAAAGGAAAAAUUAGAAAAGAUUUAUCAUCAGAAAAUCCAUAA